AUGAUACUCCGGCCAACCCCCUCAAUUUCCCGCUCGCUCAAAAUACAGAUUCCGCGCGUACCCCAUCGCGGCUUCCUCGGCGCCUCCUCCACCCGUUCGAACCAAAACCGCAUCUUCGACAAUGUCCGCACACCAAAUGACCUGCAUACCCUCACACUUCUCUCAGCCGCCAGCAACCGGCCCCUGAUAACGCUGUGGAGUGCAAGUUGGUGCUCCACUUGCCAGACUAUCAAGCCGCUAGUCAAGGGGAUGAUCGAGGAUGAGCGCGUUGGGGAAGAAGAGGGAGGGCUGGGAUUCGCCGAAGUCGAGUUGGAUAGUACGUUGAUUGGGGAUUUGGGAGUGAAAUAUAUGGUAGGUGGGAUUAAUCUGAGGUUGCAGAUUCUAGAAGACGCUGAUUGGGGCAUGCAGAUAACGUCAAUGCCUACGUUGCUGGCGUUUAGUAGGCAAGAAGCGCAGUUUGACACGAGGCUUACGAGGCCGGAGGAGAUGAAGAAUAAAGAGCGGUUAAGGGAAUGGCUGUUGAACGAGGCGAGAAGAGGAGGACGUACUGGUGGGGAGGAGGGGGCUGUUUGGGGGAAUAUUUGGGAGCGGUUUGCAGGUUUCGUGUUAUACUUGAUCUGGCGCGAACUCUCCUACCUGAUCAAGCUGCGGCAAGCGUACUUGCUCUCAGCAUGGAGUUCGUCACGCAUCUCUUCCCGCACUGUACUUUUCACGAACGUGCCGGAAGAAUACCUCACGCACCAGCGUUUGCAUCGCAUGUUCAGUGGCGUGUCGCAGGUCUGGCUAGUAUCCGAUUUCGCAGAUCUUGAAGAACAGGUCGACGAUAUGAACAAGACGGCGCUAAAGCUUGAAGGUGGAGAAAUGAAACUGAUACAGAAGGCUGUCAAAGCGGCUAUGAAGGGCAAGAAGGGAAGCGGUGCAGAUGGCCAGACAACGCAGCCUAAGCCAACAUCAUGGAAUGAGUUUCUUGCAUCGAAGGACAGACCAACACAUCGGCUGAAAUUUCUCAUCGGGAAAAAGGUUGAUACGAUCGACUACGGGAAGGACCACUUGAGAGAACUAUUGCCGGAGGUGCAAGCAAGCCAGCGAUCUCAUAUCGCCGGCAAAGAAAAGCUUCUCAAUGCAGUCUUUAUCGAAUUCGAGACUAUGGCUGCAGCGCAGACAGCAAGCGCUAUCAUCAUCCACGACAAGCCUGCUACUUUUGUUGCCCGCCAGACUGGCAUCUUACCCGGCGAAGUUAUAUGGAAGAAUCUGAAGAUGAAUUCUUGGGACCGAUCGCUGCGACGGGGCCUUGCCACCGCUUUCAUCUUCGCGAUGAUUCUGUUCUGGAGCUUACCCGUAGCUGUUGUGGGUAUCAUCAGCAACGUGAACUAUUUAACAGCGAACGUGGCAUUCCUUCGAUGGAUCGACGAUAUUCCGCAAGUGAUUCUGGGAGUAGUGACUGGACUCUUACCAUCUGUACUCCUCGCCGUACUGAUGUCACUCGUCCCAAUCAUCUGUCGCCUCGUGGCAAAACUCGCGGGCGCAAUAACGCUCUCUGAAGUUGAGCAACAAACCCAAUCGUGGUACUUCGCCUUCCAGGUCAUCCAAGUCUUCCUCAUUACGACCUUCACUUCGGGUGCCACAGCAGUAGCUUCGCAAAUUGUUUCCAACCCUACCUCAGCCGUGUCACUGCUCGCCAAGAACCUUCCCAAAGCGAGCAACUUCUACAUCUCAUACUUCGUCCUGUUUGGCACUGCCCAAGCGGCCAAAUACCUCAUCAAUAUCGGAGGCCUAGUUGGCAUUUUCAUCCUGAGUAAAUUCGCUAGCACGCCUAGGAAGAAGUACAACAAGUGGAUGGCACUCACGGCCCCAUCAUGGGGUUCAGAGUAUCCCGUAUGGACGAAUCUGGGCGUAAUCGCCAUUUCGUACGCAAUCAUUGCGCCGCUCGUAUUGGGCUUUUCGACGGUUGGUUUGGCAUUGAUAUACAUCGCGUACAAGUACAACAUGCUCUAUGUCUUCACCACCGACGUCGAUACGAAGGGCGCCUGCUAUGCGCGAGCCAUGCAGCAACUCAUGGUCGGAGUCUACCUCGCCGAAUUCUGCCUCCUUGGCCUCUUCGCCAUCAAUAUCGGCAAUAGCGCCGUUGCAGUCGGCCCACUCAUUCUUCAGAUCAUUCUCAUCAUCGUGACAAUCAUUGUUCACAUCGCCAUGAGGAAGAAGCUUUACCCGCUUGUCGCCACACUCCCAUUGAACUUUCUCGAAGAAUCAGACAAUCGACACAGACGAGCUGGUAUCGGUAAGAGCGUCAGCGACGAGGGAACGGCUAGAAAUGACAGCAACGAUAUGCACCCAGGCUACGAGGACGAGAUCAUUACUAGCGGUCCUGAAGGCACCGGCCUCGUCUCCGGCGCAGCGGCAAACUUCGGAAACGCGUACAAGACUAAGACUGAGACUGAUGACAUAGCAAACGGUGCGGGGCGACCCCAGAAGCGCUCGCUCUUUCAGCGUCUCGUCAAACCGCAAUCGCAGUCUGCGGCAGAGAUGUCGGCAUCACUGAACGCGCGGUUUAGGGAGCCAAUCCAGCCGUAUGAUGUGCAGGAAGCUAGGAAGGCGUACCUGCAUCCGGCGAUUGUUGAGGAGCCGCCUGUCAUUUGGCUCGCGAGGGACCCACUGGGUGUCAGUAUGAAGGAGGUCGGCGAGCUCAAGGAGAAGCUCACGGAACAUGGGGUAGAAGUUACUGAUGAAGGUGCGAUCGUGAAUCAAAAGGGGAAGGUAGAAUGGGUGGAGGAAAGUGCGAGUCAGGCACCGUUGUGGGAGGGACGAGUCACUUAUUGA
Didymosphaeria variabile is the source of this 2817-nucleotide messenger RNA. RefSeq lists its product as uncharacterized. Gene Ontology annotation, cellular component: plasma membrane. Gene Ontology annotation, molecular function: calcium-activated cation channel activity. Lineage: Eukaryota; Fungi; Ascomycota; Dothideomycetes; Pleosporales; Didymosphaeriaceae. The record is from RefSeq and is a predicted model, not a curated record. Bases 1 to 2817 code for a protein of 938 amino acids. The transcript is spliced from 4 exons.